UUAAAAGGUGUAGCAAUGAGGUUUCAUCACAUGCACCUGGCAGGCUAGAUGUUGACACACACUGGCAGGCUGCGUUGUGACACGGGAGAAGAAUUGAACGUUUUGAAUUUGACUAGGUUGUCAAUGAUGAGAAAAUUUUACAUUAUUUGUCAUUACAUUUUAUUGUCAGAAGAAUUUUAGCUUUCGUGUAAGACACAACACAUGCUAAAUUGGCGCCCAACGUGGGGCCGACCAUGCCCCGAACUAGGCUACGGAGGCAGACGACGGCAGACGACGAAGCUACGGAGCAGAGUCCUGUACGGGCCCCCGAACUUGUCACAGCGCCUCGUCUGACCGUGCCGGCAUAAUGCAGGCGGAUACGACUAGGUGCCCAAUAGAGACGCUGCGGUCGUUGCGCCGACGAAACGCGGUCGAAACGCCGGCGCCUCAUGGCAGUCACCAUCGUCACCGUCGCUGAACAUCACUACGAGUACCGCGGGGUUCACCGGACUUCUCAAGAAGAGUUCGUCCUGGAACUUCGCCAAGUGUACCGCGGGGUUCACCGGACUUCUCAAGAAGAGUUCGUCCUGGAACUUCGCCAAGUGUACCGCGGGGUUCACCGGACUUCUCAAGAAGAGUUCGUCCUGGAACUUCGCCAAGUGUACCGCGGGGUUCACCGGACUUCUCAAGAAGAGUUCGUCCUGGAACUUCGCCAAGUGUACCGCGAGGUUCACCAGUACUUCUCAAAAACCGGAGGUACUAGAAGCCUUCAUCGACGCGGUCCAGGUAUACAAGGAGUGUGCUGUGCGGACGUGAGUGACGAUCACGCGCUGCGGGGACUCCCGAUGCUGUUAGAGGGCGAUGCCACCGUGUGGUGGCGCGGCGCCCGCAGCCACCUGGAAGGACGCCGUGCUCCGACUUCGCUCCAUGUUGACUCCGAGACUAAGAUUCGGAAGUUGUUGGGCGGGUGCGGAGCCUCGAUGGACUUCAACUGUGUCCUCGUGCACUACCCGUACACAGACCCGUUUAGUGACAGCCAAGAAUUCGACUUCUCAUCACUGUCAGACGCCGAAGCCGGCAUACAAGAUAUCACGUGAAAUGUUCAGCUAGGAACAAAAAGACAAAUGUGCAGAAGUGUUUGUGUGUAGAUUUAGGUCUCUAAUUGUAAACGAAACCCUUCGUACUCAGAACUGACAGUAGCAGUUAGGCUUUAGGAGCGGCAUUACUCCAGGGGGAGGGGACCGACGAGCGACCUAUAGAGUACGCCAGUCGCCUCCUCACGUCGACUGAAAGAAACGUAAGAGGGGUAGACCACGCAAGAACUAACCUGAUCGCGGGGACGUUCGCUCAGGUUAGAGGGGGAGACUGUAGCAAUGAGGUUUCAUCACAUGCACCUGGCAGGCUAGAUGUUGACACACACUGGCAGGCUGCGUUGUGACACGGGAGAAGAAUUGAACGUUUUGAAUUUGACUAGGUUGUCAAUGAUGAGAAAAUUUUACAUUAUUUGUCAUUACAUUUUAUUGUCAGAAGAAUUUUAGCUUUCGUGUAAGACACAACACAUGCUAAAAAGGUUAUUUU
Messenger RNA from Spodoptera frugiperda (fall armyworm), 1557 nucleotides. RefSeq lists its product as uncharacterized. The coding region runs from base 429 to 1076 and encodes 215 amino acids. The transcript has 2 exons. The record is from RefSeq and is a predicted model, not a curated record. Lineage: Eukaryota; Metazoa; Arthropoda; Insecta; Lepidoptera; Noctuidae.